Geodia barretti is the source of this 1481-nucleotide messenger RNA. The record is from the annotation of a GenBank genome assembly. NCBI's taxonomy places the organism in Eukaryota, Metazoa, Porifera, Demospongiae, Tetractinellida, Geodiidae.
GCCUUGGAGAAAUUGAGGGUUGCUUUUGUAAGUGAUAGUGAUACCCCACUUCCACUGGAUGUAAAGAUUCGUGUGGUGAAUUUAACUGACACCCCUUGUGAUGAUGAAUUCAUUUCCACUCCCACCUUCUGCCUUGAUAAUACAGACGCGUUGUGCUCCCCGCUCCAGUUCACCUUCAAGUCACAGACUCUCAGUAACUUGGAGAAUGAGGAAAGCAGACAAGAAAUUAAUAAUUUAAUUACUUGGCUUGCUCUUUUGCAUGGGAGUGUGCUCUCAUUUUGCAUGCCUGAUAAUCAUAAUCUGCCUGAUUCUGAAGACAAAAGAUUUGAACUGAAGUUGACAAUUGAAAACUGGCCUUGCAAUCCGUCACUUUCUUCAACACAGUGUGUUCUUUUAGAACUGUUAAGUUGGAUCAAAACAUAUUCAGAGUAUGGAGGAGAGUCACAUAUUAUGACAUGGGACCAGAGUCAGAGAGGAUCCGUCACAAUUGAUCACAGAUAUAAUGAUGAAAGUGACAGUGAGAAUACUCUAAAGCUUUUUUGGUGGUCACUGAGUAACCAAAAUUUUUUCCGGCUGGGUCUAGCAGAGUAUGUGGUAUUGUCUGUCACCCUAGCAUUAGUCAUAAUAAGGUUCUUCCCAGCAGUACACAAACAGAUAGUUUCUAGAAUAACUACAGCAGAACGUAAGAGCAUCUACUGGGGGACUUUUGCCGUUUGUAAUUUUUCAGUGUGAGGUUUCUUGCAAUGCGCUUUUCUGAGAUCAAAACACUUCUCUACCCAAAGUAUGUUGUAUCAACAGCCUUUGGUGUAGAAAUAUCUAUACAUAUGUUGAUUAUAUUUGGGGGUCUUAUAAGUUCAUACAAAAAUCGUUGCGGUAAUGAUGUUCCACUGCCAAAACCUGUAAAAUGUAUAUGUCUUCGUAAACCAAAAUAUGUCACCAUCUCAGCCUUUAUGCUUUUUAUUUAUCAUUUAAUCAUGGAUACCAUUUCAAUUUCGUUCCUACUGCUCACUGAGCAAUCAAGAAGCUGUAUCAUAUUUUUGGCCUUUUUGUUUAUUUUGAUUAUGAUUUAUGUUUUCCUAGUGGUUUCAUCCAUUUUCUUUUACAAGUAUACUUAUUUGCUAUCUUAUAGGAAAUAUUGCAUCAAUAGUUGGGGAGUUUGUUGUAUACUGACAUUGAUGUUUGCUGCACUGAUGCUAGUGAUUGUUAUGUACAUGUUUGUACUAUUCCCCUUGAACCUUCAAGUCAAGGGACUGAUUGGGAUUAUUGCUGGGCUCAUUGCCCUCUCUUCUGCCUCCUGGUACAUCAAGAACAAGUUGUUGGCUAGAACCCUCAAUCCACCCAAUGCUCAUGCUGGGAAUGGAGGAAAUGCGAGAGGUGGAGAAGCAGAUGAUGAUCAGAGAAUGCUUUUACCAUAAAUACUUUUUUGACUGAACACCUUUGUUACGUAUACAUUUUGUAGAAAUAGAAAGUUUGUUGAAUUG